UAAAAAAUAGACUUCCGAACGGAAAAUACAACAAAACGCACAGACGGCCCAUCCUCUGUAAAAUAUAUAUAUAUCUCUAUAUAUAUAUAUAUAUAAAAUUCAACAAUUAUUAAUUCUCACCAACUUCCCCAUCCACUUAAAACUACUUUGCUUAUUUGACCCACCUACCAAACCUCCCUCUCUUUCUCUCAAAAUUCUUUGUUUUUAUACAUUGUCCCCGCUUUGAUUCAUCAAUCUUCACCUGUUUUUGAUCCUUUCUUCAAGACCCUUUUUCAGGCCUUGAAGAGUUGGGGUGGACUUGAUCUUUUGCCCUAUUCUCAAACAUCAGUGUCCUCAAUAUAAUUUAACUAAUAAUGGGCAGUGAAACAAAAGUUUACACUUUGGCUGAAGUGUCCCAGCACAAUCACUCCAAGGACUGCUGGCUCAUCAUCGGCGGCAAGGUAAGCAGUUUUUAAAUCAUGGGUUCUUCGUAAGUAUUGGAAUUAUGAUGCGGGUCUUUGCCUAUUAAUGUUUUAGAUCUGUCAAAGACUCAGUUUUUUUUUUUCUUUUUUUUUUUUGAAUUUUAGUUUGUUUGGAUUACCUCGAAGACGUUGCCUGUACUACUUAGUGAUGGAAUCUUUCGGAUGUUUUUAUGAAUUCUGUGGUGUUUAAUUUUUUUUAGGGGGUGAUCCACUGAUCCUGGUUUACCACUGAUGCAAUUUCUCUCAUGAUUUUGAAGAAGGGUUUUUCGUUUUGUUUGUUUUAUUUUUUGCCUGAUGAGUUUAGAGGGGUCGCAAUGUUCUAGUGGAGUUGUUACUCCUUGAUUGAUCUGAUCCGAGUUGAUCCGAGUUGAGAUCCUCUCGUCAAUAUUUAUUUUUCAUCAGAAGGGAAUUGGGAUUACACCAUUCCAGUAUCGGGAUUGGCGAUGUUUAUUAGGUAGGUGAGUUUCUUGGGCUUCUCGGGUAUAACAUUGUAAAUGUCCAUGAAUUCUGGACAUGCAAUCUGAUCUUCAUAUCUUGUAAGCAUGGUAACACAAUGGUGUGUUUCUCAAUGAGAAAAUGGGAAUGGCAGUUUACCUAACUUCCCGAUGUGCUUGUAACUGAUAAAAGUGUCUUCUAAUUGCUGCUGGAAUCUGGCACACUCAAGUCCACUAAACCACUGCAAAUAUGUUUUUGAACUUCUUUUGUUAAUCCACUUUUUUGCUACUGGUGGUAGAUAACAGGAGUUCAAUUGCAGGGUGGACUAAAAUGUAGCUAAUUGUCAGGACAUCUGUGGUCAAGGGUUGAAUCUGUGAGAAUGUUAUUGGAAAUAUUGUUGAGGUCUAAUAAGUGAUAUAGAGAAAUUUAUAUCACUGCCUGAGGAAAGCAAGCAGAAUUCAUAAAACUGGAGUAUGGCCAUGUGGCAACACCUUAUAUCCAUCUUGAGUAAAAUGCUAUCCUCGCUUAUUAUUGUGAAAUGCAUCAGUAGUUGAAAGUAGUCAUUGUUCUCCCUCAUAUUUGUUGUUUGCUGAACGAAGAUUUGGAGUCAUCUCCAGCUUUUUGGUAUCUUGAAAAAAGGUUAACUAUGCAGCAUUGUGCACCACUUGACCUGUUAGUUUUCCUGGAAUAUAUGUGUAUAGUAUAGCUUGAAGUUCCUUGAAACAACUUCCAGGGGAGUCCUGUCUGUAUAUAAUUGUAGUCCUUUCUUGAUCAAAGCUGUAAAUGACAUGCCUGCUUUACUAUUUCAACAGGUGUAUGAUGUGACGAAGUUUUUGGAAGACCACCCUGGAGGAGAUGAGGUUUUGUUGUCUGCAACAGGGAAGGAUGCAACCGAUGAUUUUGAGGAUGUUGGCCACAGCACCAGUGCAAGAGCAACCAUGGAUGAGUUAUACGUUGGCGACAUUGAUACCUCAACCAUCCCUACCAAAACCAAGUACACUCCACCUAAGCAGCCUCAAUACAACCAGGAUAAGACAUCCGAGUUUGUUAUCAAGCUCCUUCAGUUCUUGGUUCCUCUGAUCAUAUUGGGUGUGGCUGUUGGUAUCCGCUUCUAUACCAAAUCGGCAUCAGCUUGAAAAAGUGAUUGUUUUAGGACAUCAACAAUAAACAUUAUGGUAGUGAAAGCCCGAGAGAAAACCAAUCUUCAACCGUCUUUCUUCAUAUAUGCUUAUGGGAUGUCUAGUUUGUUAGAUUUCAGUUGGGAGGGUACGAGGUUUCAACGCUACGGUGUUACUUUUAUAUGUUACCAUUUGGAUUUUAUAAUUAUUAUUAUUUUUUACCCUGGGUUGCAUCAUUUCAUUUUCCGGAUUUAUUUUGUUAAUUUCUCCUGAAGCUUGCGGUGUUCCUUCCUUUAUUUAUUUUCUGUCCGUAAUAUGUUCGCCUUCCUGUAGGAAAAUAUUAAUGUGGUUUUGGGUUCAACAACCUAACUUUAUAUUCAUCAAGAAGUUUUGGUGAGACUUGAGAGUGAGGAGGUAAAAGCUCAUCAAUCCUUACCUAACUGGCUAAUACUGUCGUACUCAGCUAAGGUACCAAGAAG
Messenger RNA from Oldenlandia corymbosa var. corymbosa, 2493 nucleotides. NCBI's taxonomy places the organism in Eukaryota, Viridiplantae, Streptophyta, Magnoliopsida, Gentianales, Rubiaceae. The record is from the annotation of a GenBank genome assembly.